This is a messenger RNA of Lytechinus variegatus (green sea urchin), 7230 nucleotides long. RefSeq names its product cytoplasmic polyadenylation element-binding protein 1-like (gene cpeb1). NCBI's taxonomy places the organism in Eukaryota, Metazoa, Echinodermata, Echinoidea, Temnopleuroida, Toxopneustidae. The record is from RefSeq and is a predicted model, not a curated record. Gene Ontology annotation, cellular component: synapse; cytoplasm; neuron projection. Gene Ontology annotation, molecular function: ribosome binding; translation factor activity, RNA binding; mRNA regulatory element binding translation repressor activity. Gene Ontology annotation, biological process: negative regulation of cytoplasmic translation.
AUGACGUCGUCAGGCUGGUUUUCUCUAAUUUUAUUCACCAAACAGGUCAAACCUGGAUACGUGCAGCGUGGUACGGAGAAGAGAGUUCGAUUCGAUUGCUCCCCGCCAGUCGUUCAUCUGAUCAAUAAUCAGCAGCAGCAACAGCAAGGCUCACGCGUAGACUGCCCUCCACCGCCGCCUCCCGCUCCCGGCCUGCCUGUACCUGCCCAAGGUGGUGCUGGUAAUAACGUGGAUAUAUUUCGUCAGAUCAACGCCCUGUUGGAAAACUCACUGGAUUUACGUGGAAUAGGUUCGAACCAGGGAGCAGGACCGGCCAGCAACGGGGACUUGGCCUGGCCAUGUAGAGUUCUUACCUUUCCAAGCCCAAGGAGACAGCAAGUACUUGGGAACACGCCUCAUUCUGAAAUGAGAGAUGAAGUACCACAUAUCAAUGCAAACCUGUUAGAAGCUGCUAGAGCCCAGAUCCAGUCGUCAUCCUCCUCCUCCAACACAAUGGAUGCCAAGAUGACGCUACCCCCCUCGAUCAGCACCUCUACAUCCCUACCCCCACCCCAAGGCUCUACCAACGGUACAGACUUCAUAUCUUUCCUCCCCAACGUUCCCGGCUCCCCGGUCUCCCAGACCACCUGGAGCUCCCAUCCCGUCUGCACCAACCCCAAAGAUGCAAUCACGCUCUCCAACAUCGACCGCUACCUCAGCGGAGGAGGGGUUCCGGACGAAGGAGCCAGCCACAUCGCGUCGAUGCUGGAGUCCUUGCCGGCCAGCAGCGUGGGCAGCGACCAGUAUCCAUCGUCCGUGAGCAGCGUCAACAGUCCCAGUUCAGAUUCUUCCGUGCUGUGGGAUCAUGUCUUCUCCCCCAUCAACCAGGCUGGGGGCGGGGCAGGGAAUAGAGACCUGAAGUGCCCAAGUCCCAGUGAUUCUGACAGCAGUGGAGUCAGCUCAGCUGGAUCCAUGAAUGAUGCCCAGCUGGCAGAAAGCCUCUCUCAAAUGAUGGGCAAUUUAAAUCUCACAGGAGACCCUGCAUUCCGAAACCCCAACACACAAAUGGGUCUCAACAUGGGUAUGCCUAACAUAUCGCCAGCAAUGCUUCUGCAGGGCGGGCUUCAGGGAAAUCUACCCGGAGCCUUUCCCAACAUGCCGUUCUCUCAGACUGGUCAGUCGGUGACGGACUCCAACAUGUACAGAGCCCUACCUCCUCCUGCUCUGGACUUCAACGAUCCCAACGUCCAGGCAUUGACCAGGCAACUCCUUAUGGAUCCGAAGUUGAACAGCCUUGAGAAGCUUUUUAAUGCCCUUCCAACUGAUCCUAGUAACAUUGAGAAGUUGGCUCGACUAAACAGACAGGCAGCAGCUAUCUGUCAGCCAACUUGUACAUGGAGUGGGCAGUUACCUCCUAAAGUGUACCGUAAUCCAACAUACUCCUGCAAAGUAUUCCUUGGUGGCGUUCCUUGGGAUAUCACAGAAGCUGGUCUGCAGGCAUCUUUCAAACCGUUUGGAUUGAUCCGAGUAGAGUGGCCGGGAAAAGAUGGCAAACAUCCAAGAUAUCCUCCUAAAGGUUAUGUGUAUGUACUGUUUGAAUCAGAGAAAGCAGUCAAGGCAUUGCUACAGUCUUGUACGCAUGAUGUGAGUGGACGAGGAGAGUAUUAUUACAAAAUUACUAGCAGGAGGAUGAGGAGCAAAGAGGUUCAAGUUAUUCCAUGGGUGUUGUCCGACAGUAACUACGUCCGCUGCCCCUCCCAACGUCUUGACCCCGAUAAGACUGUGUUUGUUGGUGCCCUUCAUGGGAUGCUUAAUGCGGAAGGACUAGCACACCUUAUGAAUGAUCUCUUUGGAGGGGUCGUCUAUGCCGGUAUCGAUACAGAUAAACACAAAUACCCAAUUGGUUCAGGAAGAGUGACUUUCCACAACACCAACAGUUACAUGAAGGCAGUAGCAGCAGCAUUUGUUGAAAUCAAGACGGCUAAGUUUACUAAAAAGGUGCAGAUAGACCCAUACCUUGAAGACUCCCUAUGUACGCUGUGCCACACCCAGCCCGGGCCGUUCUUCUGUCGAGAGACCACCUGCUUCAAGUACUUCUGCCGCUCCUGCUGGUUUUGGCAACAUUCCCUUUCUCAGAUCAGUGACCAUAAGCCUCUCAUGCGCAACACCAAGUCCAAGACCAAUGACCUAGUCUAGCUAGCUGACCACCACAACCAAAUCGGCUACGUCCAGUGCAAGGGUGGCCAACUAGUUUUUUAAAUCGAAGAGAUGAUCAUUGUUUUGUAAAAAAAAAAAUGUAUGAAAUUUUUUUCAAAAUGGAUUAAUGUUAUACCUUGAAUGAUCUGCUUACUCGGUUUUGGGUUAACAGGCCUACUUUUACAAUGUACUAGAUUGUAUGAUUUGAAAUUAUAUAGCAUGAAUUCAUGCAGGUCGUUGCAUUGCUUCUGCGCAAUUUGCAGGUGAAGACAUGGCUUAUGUGAUUUAAUCGGAUAAGGGCUGCAGUGUUUAUGAGAGACCAAUUAUUGAGCCUUUUUUUUUGACUGCCAUAGUUUAUUUUCUUGCCACUGAACUUUACAGAGUGUGCAUUUGUGAUAGUACAUGCUGGUCUAGAGGGAAAGUUCCACAGAACUUUGAGAUAAAAAAAUAUAUUUUCAAUGAUUUUUGCAUGAAAUGCGGUGGUAGCUUUAUCUUUACAUCCUCAUGAUUUGAUCCCCUCUUUCAAAAAGACGGUGAUAAUUUCAUGCAUUUUCUAAUCAUGAAUUUGGUGCUUGUAUGUUUUCGAUUUUGCAUCACGGCGGCUGACCUAUAUAUGGCUGCCUGGUGAGAUAGUUGAUCAAAAUGUCAGCUUGUGUUUUAUUUUUAACUCUGUACUAUAAACUUUAUUAAAGCUAUGAAGCCAUCUAAACACGUACUUCAAAGAUGCAUUUGUAUCUCUUGUAUCAUUGACCUAUUCAUGAAAUAGAAUAGAAGUUUAGAAAAGUAGGUUUGGACAUUUUCGUUUUAUAUGGAAUUAGAUUCUCAUCUAAAUGUCAUUGUAGUUUUGAACUUUUCAUUGAAUGUUGCACAAAUUAUUUGAGUUAGUCCCGCUUAAUUUUCACGUUCUUGUAAAUCAGUUCUGAUAUAAUCAUUUCAGCAAUUGUAGACGAUCCUUACACUGCUCUUGUAUCUAUGUUGCUCUGAAUCCAUGUGUCUGCUUAUUUGAAAUCAGUGUUGUAAUAUAUCAACUGCACUUUAAAUGUAGAGGUAUGAUUAUAUGUUCCCUCAUGAGUGGAACAGAUGGUUUAAAAUCAUAAAAAACUGUUCAUCUUGUCAAUGUGUAUAAAAUUGUUUCACAUAUAUCUGAAUGGCCUUAUCAUUAAUACCAUUUUCCACCAAACUGAAGUGCACUUAUAAAUGCAAACAUAUAUCUUGAUUAUUUAAUAUAGAAAAUGUGUCUAUUUUAUAGCAAACAAGUUUAUUACCACAAAUUGGACUAUAUCAUUAUAUUACACCCUAUAAGGGUCUAGAGAGCUAUAUAUUAAUUUAUUACAAACGAAAAAUGUCAACUAUAUUCUCUAUAUAUAAGUUUUAAGAAAUGUACUAACCAUGCCACUUAACAGAUUACUAUCAGUCAGUACGUAAUUAGUAGAUUUAAUUCUGACUUCGGAGGUUACAAUACUUAAAAUGAAAGAAAGCAAAGUGUUGUCUUUCAUGGGUAGAUGAGAUUAUGAUAUCUUUGAAAGAUAUUCCCAGUACUUCUUGAAUGUGCUAAUGUUAUAGUUUCAUUUUAUAAGCAAGAAAGCAGUAUAUCAUUCGAUAUUCAAUGAUUUAACAGUGAGAACGGGUUAAGUUACAGUAAAACACUUUUUGUAUUGUAUGUUGUUAAGUAGGGACAAAAUAUAUUGAAAACAAACAGUUUUAAGGUUUUUAUUUGGAAUUUUGAGCAAAACUGAAACUAUAAGCCACAGGAGAAUGAGGAAUAUUCCAUUGUUAUAUUUUUGAUAUUUGUAUAUGAUCUUAUUCUAUUUUUUGCAUACCAUUUUCAAUACAAAUUGAACAUUUUUUAGUCGAUCAUCGUGUACGUGUACAAGGUCUCGCAUUUUAGUAUUCCAGCAUAAAAUAAUUCCGGAUCUGAUGAAAUUUAUGAAUUCUGAAUAGAUUAGGAAGUUCAUGAAAGAUGUAUAUAAAGCUGGUAACAAAUGAAUUUUAGUAUGACCCUUGCAGCUAUCCUGUUACAGAUUGCUACUCCAUUUUUAUCUUGGUUGUAAUAAAACGAUAAUAGAUAAUUAUUUGAAAAAUCAACAUUUUAGAAAAUCAAUUACCUAUCAAUUACCUAAUGACAAGUGACAAUUUUUUCCUUUUUGGAAAUGAUUUGAUUUGGGAAGUGAUUUGUUAAGUGAUUUUAGAUAAAGGGUGGGGAAGAAACAUUUAAUUGAUUGAUUUUAAUAAUUGAUUAUUCAAACUGGAGGAAAGGGUUAAUUUUAUCACAAUUAAUAUUGAUGAAAAACAUACGGAGACAUGUACAAUUUUAAAAUCAUCAGCUGAUUUGAUUUAUAAAAGUAAAAUGGCAAAGUAUAAUUGUUUUAAAAAAUUUCUAAAUGUAUGUCUAUUGUCUAAUUAAUUUUUAUUGUGAUCAAAGCAGAGGAUGCCAAUAUUAAAUUUUUGGUUUUAAAUUUGUUUGAAAGUAGAGCAAAAUUAAGAUAUCAAAAAUUAAGCAUAAACAAUAAUGCAUUUUAGUUUAUUUCUAAUUUCUGAACGCUAAACUUUUAAGAAAUUUGAGUGAAGUUUAUCAAAACACCACGUUUUAUGCUAAGUUCUAUGUAUACGGAUGGAUAUGCCCCUGCUGACUUGGAAUUCCAUGACUAAGAUUGAUGAAAUAAGAUUGAAGAAUUAGGAUUGAAGAAUCACUUCCAGCACCAAAAUAUAUGCACUUAUAUUCUUCUUCAAAAUCAAACAAAAAAAAAAUAAUCACCUGCACAUCUUUAAUUUUUUUGUUGUUUAUAUUUUGUGCCUUGUAAGUGUUUUUUGAUAAGUGGAAUUGUAUUUUUUUGUGCGGAAAUCGAUUGUGUGGCAAUUGUUUGUGUAAAUGUCAGAACCUGUUAUAUUGAACAAAAUUUUCAUCUUUUUCCCCUUUAUUUUACAUGUUUUGUAUUUUAUUUGUGAUUUAUUCUCAGCUGAUUUCUAUUCCAUUUUCAUGUAAAAAAAUAGAUUUAUGACCCCACCCUGUUAAUCAAUAUGGAUAUAAAUCCUUGUGUAAGAAAAGUGUGUCCCAAGAUGCCAAGGCAUUCAUAUUUUAAGGAUUUAAUUUAAUUGUAAUUUGAAUACACUGUCAGAGUCUUUACUAAUUUAAUUCAUUUUUAUACAUCUUUAAAUGUACAAGGUCAGUUUAACAAAACCUUCAUUCACAAAAUAGUGAAAGAUCAUUAUACAUAAUUUACAUAUUUAGCACUCUUUAUAUUUAAAAGAAAAUUUUAUGUCAACUCGUCCAGCUUGUUUGAUUUUAGUUUCAACUUUGCAUAAUUAGUGAUGGUUUGGUAUCGGUUUUAUUGUCAUCAUUGAGAGUUUUAGUGUCGGGAAAGGAUUUGUUUAACAAAAGAAGCAAAUCAUUUCUUCUUCCCCCCCCCCAUUUGGGUUGUCUUUCUGUGGUUUUGAUUUUGGUGAUGGUUUAUAGUGCAUAUUGAAAUUGAAAAAAAAAAAAAAUAAAGGAAUAAUAGUGAUGCCCCCCAAAUUGCAGCGUAUAUGGACAAUUUGUCAUGUGCUGUCAAUUCAUAUUGUACAAGAUUGAAAAAAAACCCAGUCAAGUAGAAAUUGGCCAUUAUUGCAGUUGCAAAAUAAACAGCGCUCAUUGGUGCGUUAUAUCAUGCUUUAAGGAUACACAAAAGACAUUGUUCAAUAUAUUUGACAUUUUUAAAAGUUUUAAUUGCAAUCACUAAACCAGAAGAAAGGGAAUUAUAAAAGGACAGAAUAGAUUACCGUGACCAGGAGAGGCUGAAAUAUUCAGAAAGAUAAUUCCCUUACCUCUAUAUAUUAUCAUGUCAUAUGGGUGUAGCGAUACAUGUAUACUCCCUUUUGCUUGUUUUUACAGAUUUGUUAUGACAUUUAGCAUUUUCAGUAUCUCGAACUUUAUCAUCAUAUUAGUGCAUGCAUGCAAUCUGAUAACUUUUCACUUCAUCCAUCCUGAAUAUCCAUUCAUCUGUCAUUCAGUUGCUUUAUAGGAAAACAUAUUGUAUUUUAUACCAGUUAACUCUUGUAUUCUAAGUGCUACAUUAUUACCCUUUUUUUAAGUUUUGAGUUAUUUUUUAAUUGAAGUAUCAUCACUUUGACUUUUUUUAAAGAUGUAAAUGACUUGCCUUAUCAACACAUUCAGCUAAAAAUGACACCUACAGUAUUUGAUUUCAGUUUUUGCACAACACUUGAUCAAAAAUAAGCUUGGUCUCUCAAUUUGUAUUCAAUGCGGGGUAUGAAUUCCUACCAUAAAUGUCUUAAAUCAAUUCAUGCGUUAUAUUAGGAGGAAUGAGAUACUACAAAUGGAAUAUGACCACAAAAUCUUAAUUGUUCUGAAGAUCCUAAGAAUUCCUACCAUAAAUGUCUUAAAUCAAUUCAUGUGUUAUAUUACGAGGAAUGAGAUACAACUACAAAUGGAAUGAUAUGACCAUGAAUUCUUAAUUGUUCUGAAGAUCUUAAGUUUGUAUAUUUUAAUUAGCCUCCUGACAAUACAAAUUUAAAGAAAACAAAGAAAAUAUGGACCUUCGAUAGUAUGACCUUGUGAUUAGAUACAGUUCUUUAAAUGAAUUAGAGAUUUGAGCUUUAAUACAAAUAUGUAUACCACCCAUAAACUUCCUCAUGUAUUCUGACAUGCAUAAAUGGAAAUUCUGGUUUAGAGUUUUAGACCAGUAAAAUUCCAUUGGUUUUGGUAUUAGUCAUAUAUACGCACAUGAUGUUCAAACAUAUGGUCUGUCUGAAGUGGGAUUAGUAAACACUUUUUCAGAGUUAAUAUUUAUAAUGAGUAUGUUACUAUCGAUUUCUACCACAAUGGUGUGAUUUGGGUGCAAUAAGGUAAUCGUUGGUGGUUAUGCAGGGGGAGUAUUUCAUGGAACAGUUUUCACAGACUAUUGUUAAAAGCUACUGCAAAUCCUUGCACCCGAUUGGCUCAACACUAUUCUAGUCAGUGAAAAUCAUUGAUAAAUCUUAUCAUGAAAUACUCCCCAGAACUAAUGCAUUACAGGUACUGGCAAUUUAUGGAAAUAAAGGAUAUAAUAAAAGCUUGCUGUU